Bombyx mandarina (wild silkworm) is the source of this 763-nucleotide messenger RNA. RefSeq lists its product as uncharacterized. NCBI's taxonomy places the organism in Eukaryota, Metazoa, Arthropoda, Insecta, Lepidoptera, Bombycidae. The record is from RefSeq and is a predicted model, not a curated record.
AGGAAAUAUAAUGUGUGUUUAAAUUUAAUUUAAUUAUUGUCAAUAAUUAAUUUUUUAACUAAUCAUGACAACUAUUGAGAGAUGUUGUUAUUGUGCUCCGUUGAAACAAGCCGCCAUUCUGAUAGCACUAGGAAGUACGAUAAUUUCGACGAUCGGUUCCGUAGUUAUGACACUGUUUACUGUGAAAAUAUACGAAGAUGACGAAAAAAGUUCCAUUACAGAAGGGAAUAUCUUUAACGGCUUUCUUAACGUGGAAAUUAAGAGGAAUGCAAUGGAAGCUACUCUGGCUGUCUGCCUCGUCUUCUUUGUACUGUGGAUGCUCUUCUCUUGGUUGCUACUCGUUGGACUCUUCAAAAACAAACCGUGCUUAGUGCUCAGCUAUUUUUCCUACGGGAUAAUAUUGACUAUAAUGUUACAACUGGGCGCAUUACUGUUACUCCUAAACCUGUAUUGGAUCCACGCUUUUAGCCUUACCACGGCUUCAAUUUUCUACGCAUACGUGCUCAGAGUAGUGCAUGCAAUUUACGAGGAAAUGAACGCUGGAAAGCUAAUAUUUAAUGAAAAUUUCGACGAUUCAUUGACCGAUAUGACUGUGCUCAUCGAUGAAGACGACGCAUAGACAUGAUUAUUUAUUAAAAACCACCGAAUUUCACUUUUCGGUUCGUAUCAUGCUUUCAUGUUAACAAUUCUGACAAUUCGAAUGCUUAGAUUAAAUAGAGGUCCCGCAGUAGUCGAAAUUCGACUAUAAUUAAUUGGAAUUCUA